This is a messenger RNA of Eleginops maclovinus (Patagonian blennie), 1978 nucleotides long. Its product is annotated as alanine aminotransferase 2-like. Bases 65 to 1492 code for a protein of 475 amino acids. Lineage: Eukaryota; Metazoa; Chordata; Actinopteri; Perciformes; Eleginopidae. The transcript has 11 exons. Gene Ontology annotation, biological process: biosynthetic process. The record is from RefSeq and is a predicted model, not a curated record. Gene Ontology annotation, molecular function: pyridoxal phosphate binding; L-alanine:2-oxoglutarate transaminase activity.
GCUUCACAGGUUUAUUACAUCUCGACGUUAAGCUUCCCAUUGACAGGUGAUCCGUCAGACAGAAAUGAGUUCGCUUGAGGAAGGAGACCCCAAACUGCGGGGGACCAGAGCCCCUAGCCGGAUGCAGGGCCAGGCUGCACGUAGCACCGAGGAGAGCACCCAUGAAGCUAAGAAACCCUUCCAGCAAGUGAUUGAUGUCAGCACAGGAGAUUCCCACAGGGCCGGGAUGAAGCCUGUUUCGUUUGUUCGGCAGGUUUUGGCAGCGUGUGUCUACCCGGAGCUCCUGGAUGAAAAUAACCUUCCUCUGGAUGCCAGGCAGAGGGCACAUAAGCUUCUGGGGGCCUGCACCGGAGGGAGCGUGGGCUCAUACUCUGCAACAGCCUAUGGAAUACCAUAUGUCUGUAAAAGUGUUGCGGAGUUCAUCAUGAAGCGAGAUGGUGGAGUGAGGUCAAACCCAGAAGACAUCAUCUUCGCCCCUGGCUCUACAAAGACACUGUUGAUGGUUCUGCACCUGAUGGCCAGUGGGGAAGGGGAGCACUGCACAGCUGUGUUGACCCCGAUGCCUUGCCCACACACCCUGCCCAUGCUGCUGGACAUGGCUGGAUUGAUUUUGGUGCCUUACCAGCUAAUGGAGGACAGAGGCGGGGCUGUAGAUCUGGAGGAGCUGCACCGAGCUCUGGAGACCACUAGAGGGCGCUGUUCUCCCAGAGCAAUUUACAUCAGCAACCCAGGAAACCCAACGGGUCAUGUGCAAGACAGGAAAUCAAUAGAGGACGUUAUUCGUUUUGCUGCAACUGAGGGCCUCGUCUUGUUGGCUGAUGAGGUGUACCAGGACAGCGUGUAUGGACAAGGGAAAGAGUUUCUUUCCUAUAAGAGAGUCCUGUUUGAGAUGGGCAAAGAGUACUCAGAGACAGUGGAGCUGAUUUCCUUCCACUCUUUAUCCAGCGGCUGCAUGGGAGAGUGUGGUCUUAGGGGAGGGUAUAUGGAGGCAGUUAACCUGGAUCAAGCCGUGCUGAAAUAUUUGAGAGGCUUGCAGGCCUCUUCCAGCCCUCCAGUUUUCCCACAGCUGGCUCUGGAGGUCAUGGUCAAUCCACCCAAACCUGAAGAUCCUUCCUAUAAAACCUACUCACAGGAGAUUCUUCACUCUUUGACAACCCUUUCCCAGAAUGCUCACCGUGCUUGUGAGUUCCUGAAUGAUCUACCCGGGAUGAAAUGCCAACCAGCGUGGGGGGGAGUGUUUAUUUUCCCCCGUAUGCAUUUACCACAUCAGAUGGUAGAGGAGGCCAAGGUGUUAGGAGUGAAGGCAGAUGUGCUUUACUGUCAGAUGUUACUGGAGGAGGAAGGUGUGCGUUUGGGCGCUGGCUGUGAGAACGGACAAGAAGAUCCAAACUACCAUAUCAGGUUGUGUGUUUUGGCUCCUCCCGACACCCUGGAAGAGAUGUUGGCACGCCUUCAAGCUUUCCACCUGCGCCUGCUGGAGAGGUUUCCCUGAGUCAAGGACAUGCACUCAGGGGAAAAAUACCAAAUCCUGGUUUAUUAAUAACACGUUUUUAUUACUGCUAAUUGUUGAAAAAUAAUUCUAACUUUUUUUUUAAAGCUUCAGACUAACUUACUUCAUUACUGUAUUUUGACUUGUAAAACAGAGGAUGUAAGCAGUCCACUGAUAGCUUUUGAAUAUUUCAGAUUUAUUUCACCAUUUUAAAUAAAAAAGCUGUAUGUAACUUUGUUUUAUUUUCCUGAAAUGCAUCCAAGGCAUAUUACACUGUUUUUCCAUUAAAAUCGCAACAUUAAAUUAAAAAAAAACUUUAAAAAAACUAAAUCAUACGUACACUAUAAACCAUGUGAAAAUACUCUACUCUAGGGCAUUCAAAGCUUUACUUCAGGAAAACUGAGGACGUUUCAUUAGAUGUAGUACUGUACUUGCAUUUGAGGAUUGUUGUAAUGAAAUACAAAAAUAAAAUCACAUUUGGACAGUAAA